Messenger RNA from Camellia sinensis, 663 nucleotides. The record is from RefSeq and is a predicted model, not a curated record. Lineage: Eukaryota; Viridiplantae; Streptophyta; Magnoliopsida; Ericales; Theaceae.
AUUCCGCAUCCCCACAAAGGCUGCUCUACAGGAGGCUUAUUCGACUCCAAUUCUGCCUUUAGAUAUCCUCGCAGACAGACUUCCGGUGAAAAAGUUUGAGUGGGCUAAGAGGUUGUUGGCAAAGUAUGGAUCCUUGAUUUCUGUGAUCUCCAUUAUGGCUUCGUUUGUCUAUCUGGUUGCAACCCCAUCAAAAUCUAAUGCUGCAAAAGGAAGCAAGAAGAAGCGCUAAUCAAUAAAGAGGCUAACACCCUUGGUAACAUCCAUUAGCAGGUCUGCCAUUAGCUUCAGUUUGAGGCAAAUAGUUUGUCAAAAUCUAUUGUUGUUAGUCAAAGAGUUUUUUUCCCCUCCCCCUUGUUUACUUUAGGACUUCGUUUGUGAAAGUUUCUAAUAAAGUGGGUGUUUGGGAAGUGGCUAUUAUUUAGACUUUUUGGCGUUUUGGCUAUUCUAAUUUUUGUGUUUGGGAAAAUAUGAUGGAUUUUUAUUUGAGUUGUUGUAUUGGAAAAUGUGUUUAAAAUGAUGUGAGGCUAAAAUGACAAAUUUGUCUCUAACUCACUUUUUCCAAAAUUGGUCGAAAGGGGUAAAAUUGUCAUUUCCUAUCUAUGGGACUAGGCUGUCUCCACUGCCGGCUGCUUUUUUUUAAUUAAUAUAAAUAAUUGAUUUAAU